AAAAUCGACAACAGCUGAUCAUUGAAACAGCUAUGUGACACGUGACACCUGUUGAAAAUAAAGUACCUGUUUUGAAAGUUUAAUUUAUUUUUCAUUAGAAUCUAAUUUUAAAUUAUGAUUGCCUUUUGUUGCAUUAAGAUAAAAGAAUAAUUAAAUAGAUAGAAUAAUUUAAUUAAAACUUUAAAGAUUUCCUUACAAAGUUCGUAUUUCUUACAAAAAGACGUUGACGUUAUCUUAAAAAACUACAAUCAAAAUAAAUUUCAUAUAAAAAAAGAAGAUUACGAUGCCAAGAACAUUUUUCUCCGACUUUUUACCGAUUUUCCGACAUUAUAGAUUUAUGAAAAAAAUAAAUUUUGUCAAUACAUUGAAGUGGAAUGUUAAAGGUGAAUAUAGAAGUUCAUCCACUUCGUUACAUGUUGAAACAAACAGUGGUUUGUCUGUGGACGAAGAACUGCAAGAAAUUUUUAAACUCAAACACACCAAGAUUAGUAACUGGAUUAUAGAGAACAAAGUACGUGCACUAUGUAUUAGAUAUACUGAAAGCAACAGAGAAAAUCGUCAACAGAUUUUACGCACUUUGGCUUUACAAUAUGCUGUGCAACAUAACGAUAUAUGCCAAGUGGCAAAGAAGUUGGUCUCUACUGAGCCUGAAAAUGAGAGGCAAAUGAUUGUCCAUGAGAGAACUCUGAAGAACAUUCUUACACCUGCUUAUUAUUGGUUAUUUUUUAUCAUAGGAAGAUUACAGCAUGGUGUGAAAUUUUUAGUCGAUUUAAGGACUGAUGUCUUGGAACUAAUGUCAGAGGCAAAAGAUAUGGAUGAAAGUAUAAUAAUACAACAGCUAAAUCAUACCUUGCGAGAUUUGCUUUUGCUCUGGUUUUCAAUAGGUUUUUUACACAUGGAGAGAAUAACUUGGGAAAGUGCAUGUGAUAUAUUGCAAAAGGUUUCUGAUUAUGAAGCCAUACAUCCUAUGAGAAAUUGGUUGGACUUAAAACGCAGAGUUGGACCAUAUAGAAGAUGUUACAUAUUUACACAUCCAUCCAUGCCAAGAGAGCCUCUUGUUGUAUUGCAUACAGCAUUAUGUGAUAUUAUACCAGAUUCUGUGAAGGGUAUACAGGAAGCUGAAUCUAGAAUUCUAGGAAAUGCAAAAAGACAUAUAACAUUUUUAGAAGAAGAUAAAUCAAAAAUAAAAGCAGCAAUAUUUUAUUCUAUAACAUCUACACAAAAAGGAUUGCAGGGCAUUGAGCUUGGUAAUUAUCUAAUAAAAGAGGUAGCCAGUGAAAUUAUAACUGAAUUUCCAGCUGUGCAGCAAUUGUCGAGUUUAUCACCAAUACCAAACUUCAAAACUUGGUUAUUUGACAAAAUAAAAAAAGAUGUAGCAUUCAUAUUUACCGUGCAAGAACAUGAAAUUAUAAAAGAUAUCUUAAAAACAAAAGACUUGGUAUCAUCCUUGAAAAAAGUCUUGAGCACUUCAUUGUGGACAAAUGAUAAGCAAUUGUCAGAAUCUUUAAAAGAACCACUACUUCGAGCAUGCACAUGGUAUUUAUAUAAGGAAAAACGACGUGGUUAUGCUUUAAAUAGUGUAGCUAAUUUUCAUUUACGUAAUGGAGCUAUGAUGUGGCGAAUAAAUUGGAUGGCUGAUCCUUCACCACGUGGAGUAGCAAAUAGUUGUGGUAUAAUGGUUAACUAUAGAUAUUUCUUAGAAGAAUGUGAGAAAAACAGUCGAAAUUACAUUGAACAUUUUGUCAUAAAUGCUUCUGAAAAUAUAAUUAAUAUUGCCACACAAGCAGAAAAAUUAAGAGUUACUUACAAUAUAAACUGUGAUAUAAUAUAAAAGAAUCAUGAAAAAAAUAUAACAAAUAUCUACAUACAUAUCUAAGGGCAAAAGAAUAUGAAAAUCAAAGAGAAUCAAAGAAGAGCAUGGGGAGACAAUUGAAAAGUGCCAUUAAAUUUGAUAUAAAUUGAAAUCAUUAAAUUUACACAUAUAAUUUCUUG
Nylanderia fulva is the source of this 1992-nucleotide messenger RNA. Its product is annotated as malonyl-CoA decarboxylase, mitochondrial. Gene Ontology annotation, biological process: fatty acid biosynthetic process; malonyl-CoA catabolic process; acetyl-CoA biosynthetic process. The record is from RefSeq and is a predicted model, not a curated record. Gene Ontology annotation, cellular component: mitochondrial matrix; peroxisomal matrix. Lineage: Eukaryota; Metazoa; Arthropoda; Insecta; Hymenoptera; Formicidae. Gene Ontology annotation, molecular function: malonyl-CoA decarboxylase activity.